UUUUUGGUAGACUUGGUGGCAAUUGUCGAAAGAAUGGCUACAGUAAAGCAUAAAAUACUGGUAUUGUCUGGCAAGGGUGGUGUUGGCAAGAGUACAUUCUCAGCUCAACUCUCUUUUGCCCUGGCAGCUAUGGAUUUCCAAGUGGGUCUCCUCGAUAUUGAUAUUUGUGGUCCAAGCAUCCCGAAGAUGCUUGGUCUUGAAGGACAAGAGAUUCACCAGAGUAACCUUGGAUGGUCACCUGUUUAUGUGGAAUCAAACCUUGGGGUCAUGUCAAUUGGAUUCAUGUUGCCUGAUCCUGAUGAGGCUGUCAUAUGGAGGGGUCCCCGAAAGAAUGGAAUCAUUAAGCAAUUCUUGAAGGAUGUCUAUUGGGGGGAGCUUGAUUUUCUAGUGGUUGACGCACCGCCGGGGACAUCUGAUGAGCAUAUCUCGAUCGUCCAGUUCCUCCAAGCAACUGGAAUAGACGGUGCCAUUAUAGUUACCACCCCACAACAGGUGUCUCUCAUAGAUGUGAGGAAAGAAGUGAAUUUCUGCAAAAAGGUCGGGCUACAGGUCCUUGGAGUUGUCGAGAACAUGAGUGGUCUAUGCCAGCCAUUGUCAGAGUUCAGAUUCAUGCACUUGACGGAGACGGGUGAACAGAAAGACAGGACAGAGUGGGUUAUUGCAUAUAUGAGAGAGAGAGCACCAGAAAUGCUAAAUUUGGUUGCAUUCAGUGAAGUGUUCGAUAGUAGUGCUGGUGGUGGUGCCAAAAUGUGUAGAGAUAUGGGCGUUCCUUUUCUCGGGAAGGUCCCAUUAGAUCCUCAGUUGUGUAAAGUAGCCGAAGAAGGAAGAUCUUGCUUUGGUGAUAGCAAAUGCAGUGCAAGUGCUCCUGCACUAAAGAUGAUCGUUGAAAAACUGUUGUCACAUCUGCGGGUAUCAAGAACAGAGGAUGGUGCCUAAGUGUA
Molecule: messenger RNA, 941 nt
Organism: Olea europaea var. sylvestris
Lineage: Eukaryota; Viridiplantae; Streptophyta; Magnoliopsida; Lamiales; Oleaceae
Product: cytosolic Fe-S cluster assembly factor NBP35
Exons: 1
Coding region: 34-936 (300 amino acids)
Biological process (GO): iron-sulfur cluster assembly
Cellular component (GO): cytosol
Molecular function (GO): ATP-dependent FeS chaperone activity; iron-sulfur cluster binding; ATP binding
Source: RefSeq, a predicted model, not a curated record